Messenger RNA from Syzygium oleosum, 1054 nucleotides. RefSeq names its product chromatin remodeling protein SHL-like. NCBI's taxonomy places the organism in Eukaryota, Viridiplantae, Streptophyta, Magnoliopsida, Myrtales, Myrtaceae. Bases 70 to 720 code for a protein of 216 amino acids. Gene Ontology annotation, molecular function: chromatin binding. The record is from RefSeq and is a predicted model, not a curated record. The transcript has 5 exons.
CCUCGGUCGCCCUUUCUCUCUCCCUCUCCCUCUCUCUCUCUCCUUGUCCUGUACCGUUGUUGUAAAUCCAUGGCCAAGGCCAAAGCUCCGAGGCGCCCCCUCGACUCCUACACAGUCAAAUCCAUCAACAAAACCAUCCGAGCCGGCGACUGCGUCCUGAUGCGGCCGUCGGACCCCUCGAAGCCCUCCUACGUCGCUAGGAUCGAGCGGAUCGAGUCGGACGGCCGGGGGGCCAACGUGAAGGUGCACGUGCGGUGGUACUACCGGCCGGAGGAGUCGAUCGGGGGGCGGCGGCAGUUCCAUGGCUCCAAGGAGGUGUUCCUCUCCGAUCACUUCGACAUACAGAGCGCCGACACGAUCGAGGGCAAGUGCACGGUGCACUCCUUCAAGAGCUACACCAAGCUCGACGCCGUCGGGAACGAGGACUUCUUUUGCCGUUUCGAGUAUAAUUCAUCUACCGGGUCGUUUAAUCCCGACAGAGUAGCCGUGUAUUGCAAGUGCGAAAUGCCUUAUAAUCCCGAUGAUCUAAUGGUUCAGUGUGAGGGCUGUACUGAUUGGUUUCAUCCUACUUGUAUAGACAUGUCGGUAGACGAAGCCAAAAGACUUGACCACUUCUACUGUGAAAGCUGCUCAGCAGAAGGAAAGAAGCUGCAAAAUUCUCACUCUGCUUCCAGGCUUGUGGCAGAUACAAAGGUGGAUACGAAACGUCGGCGGAGGUGACGACUGUAUAAAAUGGGUAGAUGUCUGCUAAAUUUGGAUUCUAAAGUACCUCAUGACAGAAUCUGCCGUUUUAGUUUGGAGCCUGUAGGAGGAUAAACUGGUGUGAAAAUCUGUGGUCUGUCCUUUGGUUUGAUUGGGAGUCAACCCUGUUUUGCUUAGGUCGAGAAAACGUGUUAAUCAUCUGUGAUUAUGUAGAUACCCUUUCUUCUGGUUUUCUUGUUUAUAUCUCACCUCGUAGCUCAUGUAUUAUUCUGACAAGUAAACUUAUCUCCGUGUAAGAGCGAUAGAUACAUCUGGGUUAUAGAGGUAAUUGAUCCCUCCAAAGUUUGAGUCA